Agrilus planipennis (emerald ash borer) is the source of this 4036-nucleotide messenger RNA. Its product is annotated as ankyrin repeat domain-containing protein 27-like. The record is from RefSeq and is a predicted model, not a curated record. Gene Ontology annotation, cellular component: late endosome; transport vesicle; tubular endosome. Gene Ontology annotation, biological process: neuron projection morphogenesis; early endosome to late endosome transport. NCBI's taxonomy places the organism in Eukaryota, Metazoa, Arthropoda, Insecta, Coleoptera, Buprestidae. The transcript is spliced from 2 exons. Bases 242 to 2860 code for a protein of 872 amino acids. Gene Ontology annotation, molecular function: SNARE binding; guanyl-nucleotide exchange factor activity.
AGGUUGCUAAGUCGAUGACUGUUUUUUUUUUCUCAACACUGACAUUAGUGUACUCUGUUGGCGCACUUGAAAACUAAUACACAUUCCAAUUAAGCACCAUCACACUUCGGCAUGGUCGCAUUAUGCUGUGUAAUUGAAAAACUACCCCAGUGUCGUGGAGUAAUAUCUAUGAAGAGUGAUUAGGACCUUAUCUAUGGCGUAAGACCAUAGACGCAAGAUGUUAGGAGUUUAAGAUCAAAAAAUGUGCAUGGAGUAUGAUGAGUCAAUGACAGACAAUCCAUUUUUUCAAGAAAUUCAGAAGAACUACCAAAACCUUAUCCACGAAGCAAUUAAAGAAAAAUGGAUAUUCUGCAUACCGCGAAGAGGAACAAUUUAUGGUCACAAUUUGAAUGCGAACGACAUUUUUGAACAUGUUCUAGUGCCAUAUCCUAAAACUAAAAAUAAUUGCUACAGAACGUUAACUAAUAAAAACGUGCACAUUAAAAAUAAGUGUCUUCAUAUUAACAGAAGUCCCUUAGAAAGCAAGAACUUUAAAAUAUUAUUUGAGGAGACUUUUUAUGUAAGUAACCAAGAAAAAUAUACUGUAUGGUGCAUCAAUAAACCUUUACAUUAUUUGCACAAUGCAGAAAUCCACUUUGAUAGUAAUAAAAUUAAUACUUUACAAGAUUGCAUCAAUCUUUUAAGUAAAUAUUGUGUUGUUACUGAUAUUUUAAAGUUAAUAGAAAAGGAAUGUAACAAAAUAUUAGCAUUACAUAAACAUUUGGAAACUGAAAGUCUACAGAAUUUACGUAACAUUACCAAAGAAUUGUUUAUAAAUGUUUUAGAUAAAGUUAUGAAAUUUGUAAAUGUAAAUGAGAUGGAAACAUCAACUACUCUUGACAACUUCAAAAUAUCUGUUGAGACAUACAUACAAUUUAUUAUAUACAAAAGACACUUCCCAGCAGUUUGCAAUGCUACGGCUUAUUUGGACAGUAGUCUUAAUAAAAUUAUAAGGAACAGUUUUCAUGUAGAGUGUAAGGAUUUAAAUAUAGAUUCAUCACUACACGACUACAUAUCUUCUGCUAAAUUGCAAUUAAAUAAAAUCAACAAUUUUCAGACAAUUUUAGACAAAGUUAAUUGCUUAAAGUCUUCUUUCCAGUUUUGUAAACUCAAAAAUAUUACAAAUAACACAAAACUUCUUUCUGCUGAUGACUUUAUAAAUAUAGCUAUAUUUAUAAUUAUUAAAUCAAAUGUUUACAACUGGGUGGGAAAUGUGACAUACAUUACUCAAUUUAUUUGUAAUAAUUUCUACUCCUUUAAUGAAAACUCCUUUUUUAUUACUACUCUUGAGGCUGCAGUGCAACACAUACAGAACAGAGGAAUACUAACUUUAAAGAAUGAAAUUGUUAAAAACGACUUAAUUAAUAAUUUUAGUACUAAAUUAGAGUUGCUGUAUGAGCACAUUAAAAGUAAUAACUUUAUGAAAUUUCAAGAACUGUUUGCUACUAUUACUCAUAAACCUAUAGUUCAGUACAAUCAACAACUUUGCCAUCCUUUAUGUUCCUGUGAAUCUUGUGAGACUGUAUUAAAAGAUGAAAUUAAUAUUGAUACUGUUGACGAAAAAGGAUGUACAUUGCUUCACAUGGCUUCUUAUUAUGGAAGAUCGCAAAUAGUAGACGAACUCAUCCAUAAAGGAGCCAAUGUAAACUGUGUAGAUUUUAUGAACAAUUCUCCAUUGCAUUAUGCAAGCAGUAGAGGAAACCAAGAUAUACUUUUGCUUCUUUUACAUGCAAGGAGUGAAGUGAAUUUAAAAGAUUAUAAUGGAAAUACACCCCUUCAUCUAGCUUCUUACAAUGGUCAUGAAAAUUGUGUGAAAGCCUUACUUUAUAGUACAAUACAGAAAGAAAAAGCUGUAGAUAUAAAUUGUCAGAAUAAUUCUGGAGACACAGCUUUACAUUUGGCUAGCAAAUUGGGUUUUGUAGAGAUUGUCGGCAUUCUUCUUCAGUAUGGAAGUAAUCCAAACAUAAAAAACCAUAAAAAUAUAGACGCAGUCGAACUGGCUCACAACUAUUACGUAAAGCAAAUGAUAAUUUUAACUAAACUACACGGAGUAGAAAAUACAGAUAAACACACAAGCAAUAAUAACGUUACUAAACCUAAUAACAACGAUCAAACUGAUAAAAAUAUGGAAAAUCCUGUAUUAAAUGAUAUUCAUACAAAAGGUUACAAGCAAAUGAAAAAGGUUGAGUUAGUGUUGAAGGCUAUAGAAAACAACGAUACUCCAUUGAUGUGUUACCACCUGGGAAUACCAUCGUCCCACACUAGCGCCUUACAACAAACAAUUGCAGGAGAAUGUCAUCCCUUAUGCCUAUGCGAAAAAUGUCAAACAAAUGGCGAGAUAGAACACGUAAAAUCUUUCCCGCCUGUUUCUAACGCUAUCCACGUAAACAUUUGCAACACUGGUGGAUACACCCCUCUUCAUAUAGCAACAAAAUAUGGUAGAAGCGAAAUGGUACGUCUACUGCUUGACAGUGGGUCGUCAGUUAAUGCUAAAACAUUCAAACAUCAGUUUACUCCUUUGCACAUUGCUUGCCUAUAUCAAAGAGUGAAUUGCAUUCGAGAAUUAUUGAAAUCAGGAGUCUGCGAUGUAGAUACACAAGAUGCUAAAGGUAACACGCCCCUUCAUUAUGCAGUUUCCGUAAAUAAUGCAAGAAUUGUAGAAAUUUUGCUAGGGGCUGGGGCAAAUGUUACAUUAAAAAACAUAUAUGAUAAGACAUCUCAUCAAGAAGCCAAUGAAAGAAUGCUACUUAAUAUUUCGAAAUUAUUUAAAAAAAGAUAUGAAAAAUUGGUCGACGAUUGUGAAUUACCGUUAGAAAUUUAAUUUUUUUAUGCUUAAUGCUGUAAUAAAAUUGCCACCGCUUUUUUAAAUAAUCAACACAAAAAAUAUAUACAGUCAAAAAAGCUCUUGUCGUGGGAAUCAUGCUAUUUGUCAACGUUUUAAUUCGUUGCAGUCAAUCAUACCCCCUACAUAAAGUGCAUAGAAUAAAUAGGAGACGUAUACAAAUUCAGCAUAAGCAGAGGGGUUAGAAUUAUAAUUAUCAGCUAUUCUAAAAGGUUUUGAUUUUUUGUGACUUUGACAAUUUAAAGUGACAACUUUGACAAUAUGAAUAAUGAAAAGCAACUUUUUGGUUUUUGCAUUCCCAAACAAAAAACAAUUAAAUUAUUUCGAGAUAGAAACACCAACCAAUAUCCAAGCAUAUUUUUUGUAAUAACACAAAACUUUUGCAGUUCUGGUGUUUUUUAAUUUGAUGUAUCGAUAUUAAUAAUAGGUGCUGUAAUAAUAUAAAAAAAAUACCUUUUCAGUUACAAACCUAAACAGUAGGGAAAUUUAAAAAGGCAUUUCCGUUUAUUCAUUAAGUAAUUUGUUUUCUGCAGUUGCUUCUUAAGGAAUUUAGAGAGUUAUAAUAACUGUGUGAGAAAAAUUAGUUUUUGUGUGCAAUCUUACUUUAACUAGCUGCCCAAGAUAAAAUAAUUUGAUAUGGUGAAGCUGUACUGGAUGAGGAAAGAAAUAAAAUCCAAUAAAAAACGACAAAGUUUAACCAUUUUUAAAACCGUCAAAAAUCAUACACUGCUAAAGGUGCAAAAAAACUAUCUGUUUUUUAAUAUUUACCGUCUAUUUUGUUUCACUGUUAAUUUUUACCAGCUUCAUUAAAUCAACUGUUGUUACCUCGUACAAUUAGUUAUUUACUAUUUUUUGUACAAAACUGAUUUUUUUCGCACUAUAACUCUCGAUCGUUCGUUUAAAUAAUUAACUGUACCUACUUGACGCUUUUGUAAAAUGUGAUUAGUUAAAAAUAGCAAUGAUAUCAAAUAGGCACUAUAAUUUAUCAUCAGGUGAGAAGUAAAAAAAAUGAUAUACUUUAAAGCUAUUUUAUUUCAAUCUGUAUGCGACUCCCUUAAGGUUGAUUUUUAGUUAUUAUAGUACACAACACUAAUGAUAAGUAAUAUGUGACUAUGUAAUUCUGUGAUAGUAUUUGUAAUAUACUUAAAAAAAUAA